Molecule: messenger RNA, 756 nt
Organism: Glarea lozoyensis ATCC 20868
Lineage: Eukaryota; Fungi; Ascomycota; Leotiomycetes; Helotiales; Helotiaceae
Exons: 3
Coding region: 1-756 (251 amino acids)
Source: RefSeq, a predicted model, not a curated record
AUGCACACCUCUGACGUUCCUGUAUCGCAGAGCAAAAUUGCCCGUACUGGCAGCAACUCGCAAGGUGUCAAUGUUGAUGUCAACAAUUAUAAUGAUGAUGUUGACAACAAUGGUCACGAUAACCCAUUAACAGCUUCAAAGAAUAAGACAUCUUCCGAGAGAACCGCCCUCAAUAUAGCUACCGCAACGACUAGUGCAGCAAAAGGAGCGGCUACCACAUACCCUGUCCAGGAAGACCCCGAAACACAGUCUACAAGUGUGUGUAGACUCGAAGAAAGUUUCAAAAGCAAAAGUCCCAACGGGGUGUUUCUGUUAGAAGAGCACCAGUGGAUCACGGCGUCAAACGUGAGUUCUGGCGACAAGAUCUCUGUUGUCAACGUGAGUGGGUGUACUCCUGUGUUCUUUUGGAACGAAGAGAACAUUCCCUCCGUCUUCCAUAUAUUUAGCGGCAGGGAAGCAACCGAUGGUUUAGAAGCCGCCACAAAAGCAGGCCGUGCAGCGAAGGUAGUGUUAGUUCAAAUAGCCGCUGAUGAAGACACGAAGUUUUCAAACAUGAUGGCGGCAGCCUUGGCUAAGAUAACUUCUCUAAGCAAAAAGAAUGUUGAACUUCUGGGCGGAGAGCUCUAUAAGGAAAGCGAUCUCAACUUGGAGCUUUUGGAGAGGUUUCGAUUCGACGUCACAGCUGGAAUUAGAAGCGUAGAGAGAAUAAUUGAAACUGUCUCCUCUAGAGAGCCCCUCGAUGACUCUAGAUUCUAG